Molecule: messenger RNA, 841 nt
Organism: Gossypium arboreum
Lineage: Eukaryota; Viridiplantae; Streptophyta; Magnoliopsida; Malvales; Malvaceae
Exons: 6
Coding region: 191-679 (162 amino acids)
Source: RefSeq, a predicted model, not a curated record
UUUAGGAGGCAACAAAGGAGAACUGAACGAGAGCCCUUUGGUAACUGAAGGAGCUGGAAACCAACGUCUUUCCAGUAACAAGAUUUACGUUUUAAUCACGAAAUAUCCGUAUCCAUUUCUAAACAUGCCGUUUUCAAGGAAUUUUAAUCUUUUCUUUCCUGGAAUUUUGGUUUUGCUUUGGGGAUUUUAGAUGCAAUCUUCUGGUUACCUUUCCACUUGGGUCUCUGCCCUUUUUGCUUGCAUGGGAGGUUGUUUUGGGUGCUUCAUUGCGGUGGAUGAUCCAUCUAAGCGUCUAAAGAUUCAAGGCCGGAAAGCAAAGAGAUCUAGCUGUUCUGAGGAUUUCUGGAAUAGCAGUGGGUGCGAGAUGGAACAUAGUGGAGUCCAGUCCCAGGGAAGCAUUUCAUCAACCAACGCAUCUAAUCUCGAUCCUUCUGGCAGCACAAGUCAUCCUUCUGAAUUUGAAAAUCAUGGCCUUCUUCUUUGGGACCAAACAAGGCAACAAUGGCUUGGAAAUAAUAAGUCCGACAAAUGGGUGCAACCUCGGCAACCCACGAUAAGUUGGAAUACAAUCUACGAGAGUUUACAUGGGAACUUUAAGCCAUUUCCGCACCCAAUCCCCCUUCCUGAGAUGGUGGAUUUCCUAGUUGAUGUUUGGGAGCAAGAGGGCUUAUAUGGUUAAAGCAGGAUGAUGCAAAACUAGAGAAAGGAAAUAUAUUUUUCCCCAUAAAUUAUUGAGAUUGUCUAUUUACUUAUCAUCUUCUCUGUAUUAUUCUUGCAUAAAGAUGCAAAUAUCCCACUAUUUCUAUAUGAACUUCUUGGCCCCUUUGCUGAUAGUUAACAA